CCCCUCCUCCGCGGGGAGGAGCCGCCCGCCCGCCCGCCGGUCCGUCGGUCCGGGCCAUGGAGCCGGCGGAGGAGGAUGCGGGCGGCUUCCCGCGCCUGAUCCAGAAGAAGCGGGACGGCGAGCAGCUGCAGGCGGCCGAGAUCCGGCGCCUGGUGCGGGGCGUGUGCGGGGGCAGCUUGCAGCAGGGCCAGAUCGGGGCGCUGCUCAUGGCCGUGCGGCUGCGGGGCAUGGACACGGGCGAGACGCUGGCGCUGACGCGGGAGAUGGCGGCGUCGGGGCGCGUGCUGGCCUGGCCGCGGGGCUGGCAGCCGCGCCUGGUGGACAAGCACUCCACGGGCGGCGUGGGCGACAAGGUCAGCCUGGCCCUGGCCCCUGCCCUGGCCGCCUGCGGCUGCAAGGUGCCCAUGAUCAGCGGGCGCGGGCUGGGCCACACCGGGGGCACGCUGGACAAGCUGGAGUCCAUCCCAGGGUUCAACGUCUCCCAGAGCCCGGAGCAGAUGAGGCAGAUCCUGGAGCAGGUGGGCUGCUGCAUCGUGGGGCAGAGCGACGAGCUGGUGCCGGCGGACAAGGUGCUGUACAGCCUACGGGACGUCACGGCCACAGUGGACAGCCUGCCCCUCAUCACAGCCUCCAUCCUGAGCAAGAAGGCGGCGGAGAACAUCUCGGCCCUGGUGCUGGACGUGAAGUUUGGCAGCGCCGCCCUGUACCCUACCCUGGAGAGUGCCCGGCCCCUGGCCCAGAGCCUGGUGUCGGUGGGCAGCCAGCUGGGCAUCAAAACCGCGGCCGUGCUCAGCGAGAUGGACGGGCCCCUGGGGCAGCGUGUGGGCCACUCACUGGAGGUGCUGGAGACGCUGGAGUGUCUGCACGGCGGGGGCCCCGCGGACCUGCGUGAGCUAGUCACCACCCUAGGGGGCUGCCUGCUGUGGCAGUGCGGCGCAGCCGAGUCAGCGGAGGCAGGGUCCGGCUGCAUCGCGGCAGCGCUGGACGACGGCUCGGCGCUGCGCAUCUUCCAGGCCAUGCUGCAGGCGCAGGGCGUCGCACCCAGCGUGGCCCAGGCCCUGUGCACAGCCACAGAGGAGCAACGCUACCAGGUGCUUGGCCGGGCCCGCACCCAGGAGGAGCUGCUCGCACCCCAGGACGGCACGGUGCAGGGCAUCCUGGCGCUGCCCAUCGCCCGCGUGCUGCACAGCCUGGGCGCCGGCCGCACGCGCCAGGGGCAGCCCCUCAACCCCCGCGUGGGCGCGGAGCUGCUGGUCACCGUGGGGCAGCGCCUGCGCAAAGACCAGCCCUGGCUGCGGCUGCACCACGAGGCGCCGGCGCUGGAGGCGGGCGCGGGCCGGGCGCUGCGGGACGCGCUGCUGCUGUCGGACGAGCCGCCCUUCGCGCCGCCGCCCCGCGUCCGCGACCUGCUGCUCCCGCCCCCGCCCUAGAGCGCAGCGCCCCGCC
Alligator mississippiensis (American alligator) is the source of this 1446-nucleotide messenger RNA. RefSeq names its product thymidine phosphorylase (gene TYMP). The coding region runs from base 57 to 1430 and encodes 457 amino acids. Gene Ontology annotation, biological process: pyrimidine nucleobase metabolic process; pyrimidine nucleoside metabolic process. NCBI's taxonomy places the organism in Eukaryota, Metazoa, Chordata, Crocodylia, Alligatoridae. Gene Ontology annotation, molecular function: pyrimidine-nucleoside phosphorylase activity; 1,4-alpha-oligoglucan phosphorylase activity. The transcript has 9 exons. Gene Ontology annotation, cellular component: cytosol. The record is from RefSeq and is a predicted model, not a curated record.